AUGGCUUCUCCCUGCUGUACUUCUGGCUUCAAGCACGAGGGUACUCCUGUCGGCGAGAUCAAGGACGCCAACGGAAUCGCCACCUACUUUGCUACCCCAAAGAAGAACAAGAACCCUGAGCAUGCUAUUCUCUUCAUCUCCGAUGUCUUUGGGCACUUCAACAACAACAAGCUGCUGGCCGAUGAAUUUGCCAACCAGGGCUACUUGACCGUUCUCCCGGACCUGUUCAAUGGUAACCCAGUCCCUGCGGAGGCCAUGGAUGCCGGCAAGUUUGACCUCGGCUCUUGGAUCGUCAACUACCAGCCCGAUGUCAUCGACCCCAUCCUCACCACCAUGAUCAAAUACCUCCGUGAGACUCUCGGGGUGAAGCGCAUCGGUGCUGUGGGCUACUGUUUCGGUGCUAAGUACGUCAACCGGUUCUUGAGGAAGGGUAAGAUUGACGUCGGCUACUACGCCCACCCUUCUUUCUUCACCAUCGAGGACGUUUCUGCCAUUGAGGGACCCCUCUCGAUCGCUGCUGCCGAAAUUGACCCUGUCUCCCCCCCUGAGCUUCGUCACGAGUCGGAAGCUGCUCUGAUCAAGACCGGCCAGCACUGGCAGAUCAACCUGUAUAGUGGCGUUUCUCACGGAUUCGGUGUCCGCGGUGAUCUGAGCAACCUUCAAUUUAAGUGGGCUAAGGAGCAGGCCCAUGCCCAGGCUGUUGCGUGGUUUGACCACCAUCUGUAA
This is a messenger RNA of Penicillium chermesinum, 726 nucleotides long. RefSeq names its product dienelactone hydrolase family protein. NCBI's taxonomy places the organism in Eukaryota, Fungi, Ascomycota, Eurotiomycetes, Eurotiales, Aspergillaceae. The coding region runs from base 1 to 726 and encodes 241 amino acids. The transcript is spliced from 4 exons. Gene Ontology annotation, molecular function: hydrolase activity. The record is from RefSeq and is a predicted model, not a curated record.